GUGGUGCACCCUUAUUAGUUUAUAGUUUUCCUUCCUUAUGUGAUUCCCAUACUCUGGCAGGUACUAUCAUUCAUUCCUGUGGUACAAUACCCAAACCGAGACCAGCAACCCAACCGACAUUCACCGCGUCGUGUCAUCCGUGCUUCCAGGUGCGCCGGGUGGGGCUCGCCGGCGCGCAAUGAGUAGAUCAUUGGCCAUUGUCGGUGUUCUCUUUGGACUUCUAGUGGCCGACGCCACGGCCCAGGUUGCAUCGGAAGGUGAGAGAAUUGUCCAAGAUGGAGCCGUUUCUGCCAUCAAUGCAACCGCCACGGGGGUCGAUGGGAAUACGACUACGCCGAAGGAGGACACUUUUGCUGACAUGAUCGAUCGCGCGCUCGAGAAGGAGUUCACGGAGAACGAGGAUCAAAACGAAGCGAAUGAUGCUGGUAGCUUCAACAACAGUGUGGCCGGUCAGCAAGCUGUACUGGAAACAGUAGCCAGAGUCAAGACAAAGAAAAAUGAGACAAAGGAGGAAAAGUCUUUUAAACUAAAUCGAGUUUUCAAUCUGGAUAAUGACAAUGGAGCUGAAGAAACCCCAACAUUGAUUGAUAGAAAGGACAAUGUCUUUAUCAUAUCGAACUUCAAAUCUAAAUACCCAGUGCUGCAGUUAGACUUGAGGCUCAUAUAUGAUCUGGUUGUUGUCAUUGUUUCUGCAACUUGUGGUGGGAUUGCCUUUGCUUGUGCUGGACAGCCGGUUCUUACUGGAUAUUUACUGGCAGGAUCAGUUGUUGGACCUGGAGGUUUUAAUGUUAUUAGUGAAAUGGUGCAAGUUGAAACAGUGGCUCAGUUUGGUGUGAUUUUCCUUCUUUUUGCUCUGGGGUUAGAAUUCUCUGCAACAAAGCUCCGAGUUGUUCGCGCCGUUGCUGUUCUUGGAGGGUUACUACAAAUUCUCCUUUUUAUGUGCCUGUGUGGAAUUAUAGCUGUGCUGUCUGGAGGUCGAGCUUCAGAAGGAGUAUUUAUUGGUGCAUUUCUGUCAAUGUCAUCCACAGCAGUGGUAUACAAAUUUUUGAUGGAGAAAAAUAGCACCAAUGCUCUUCAUGGUCAAGUGAUCAUUGGCACCCUGAUUUUACAGGACUGUGCCGUGGGAUUGUUAUUUGCUCUGCUUCCAGUUCUUGGUGGGACUUCUGGGGUUAUGCAGGGUAUAAUAUCAAUGACUAAAUCGUUGGUGCUGUUGAUUGCUUUCUUGGCAGGCUUAUCGGUAUUGUCUCGAACCUGUGUGCCUUGGUUUCUUAAACUCAUGAUAAGCUUGUCAUCGCAGACCAAUGAACUUUAUCAAUUGGCAUCAGUUGCAUUUUGCCUGCUUGUGGCUUGGUGUAGUGACAAGCUUGGGCUUAGCUUAGAAUUGGGUUCAUUUGCUGCUGGGGUGAUGAUAGCAACAACCGAUCUUGGUCAGCAUACUUUAGAACAAGUUGAACCCAUUCGCAACCUGUUUGCUGCUCUUUUCCUGGCUAGCAUAGGGAUGCUAAUCCAUGUUCAUUUUUUGUGGAAUCAUGUUGAUAUCUUGCUUGCUUCAGUCAUAUUAGUUGUCAUAGUCAAAACUGUAGUAGUUUCUGCAGUUGUCAAGGGAUUUGGCUACAAUAACAAAACCUCACUUCUUGUAGGAAUGUCGUUGGCGCAGAUAGGGGAGUUUGCUUUUGUACUGCUUAGUCGGGCAUCCAAUCUUCAUCUUGUUGAGGGGAAAGUAUAUCUGCUGCUUCUUGGAACAACAGCACUUAGCCUGGUAACUACUCCAUUGCUGUUCAAGUUAAUACCAGCAGUCGUACACCUGGGUGUGUUGCUACGCUGGUUCUCACCUGAUGGCCCUAAUGAGCUCGGGGACAGCUUGAUCGCGGCAUCGCUGCUUCCCGGUUCAUCUACCAGGCCCAGCCAGUUGAUGCGAUAUGAUGUCUAUUAUACAGCUGUAACUCAAAAAAUGAAAAUCAAAGCAAUGCAGUCUCAGAAGACUCUCUAGGAACCAAAUCUAACUUCUAGAGCCCUCCCACUAACAACGGUGAGUUGACACCAUUUCCACCAUGGUCAUUCUGCUCCUGCUCCUCUUGGGAUUUGUUUUUGUUUUUGUUUUUUUCCCCUAUUAAUUUUCCAUUGUAAAAUAUAAUAGUAUUUCAGAUAACCUUGUUUCCUUCCUCAUCCACCCGUUGGUUUUUUCAUUUGUAUCUUGGAACUGUAGAGUAGAGUUUUCAUAUGUAUUAUUAUUCUAAUGGGCAUACGCUAUGCUGUACGAAAAGUCUGCUUUAAGUUGAAAAGAGAAGUUUUCUGUGCCUUGUAUUUUUAAA
Andrographis paniculata is the source of this 2312-nucleotide messenger RNA. Its product is annotated as K(+) efflux antiporter 6-like. Gene Ontology annotation, biological process: potassium ion transmembrane transport; proton transmembrane transport. NCBI's taxonomy places the organism in Eukaryota, Viridiplantae, Streptophyta, Magnoliopsida, Lamiales, Acanthaceae. The coding region runs from base 179 to 1990 and encodes 603 amino acids. The transcript has 20 exons. Gene Ontology annotation, cellular component: membrane. The record is from RefSeq and is a predicted model, not a curated record. Gene Ontology annotation, molecular function: potassium:proton antiporter activity.